Molecule: messenger RNA, 1176 nt
Organism: Eutrema salsugineum
Lineage: Eukaryota; Viridiplantae; Streptophyta; Magnoliopsida; Brassicales; Brassicaceae
Exons: 10
Coding region: 1-1176 (391 amino acids)
Source: RefSeq, a predicted model, not a curated record
AUGUCUUCUUUCACCGAUCUCUACUCCGUGAAGCCCUUCAAAACUCAAUGGAGAGUUUACGUGAAGAUAUUGAAGGUGUGGAAACAAUAUUUGAAUGGUGUAGAGACGUUGGAAAUGGUUGUUGUUGAUGAGAAGAAUCAAACCAUGCAUGUAACUUUGAAGAAGGAGUUCAUCAAGAAAAAUGAAAAUCUGUUAGAGGAAGGUGCCUCUAGAAUUAUCACAAAUUUUCAAGUGGCUCAUAACGGUGAAGAAAUGGAUCCAAGAAUCUUAGGUUUCAAGUUCGUCAAGUUUAGUGAUAUUCACGAAGGCAAAAUGAAUCCAGAUUUCUUGAUAGAUGCUAUUGGACAAAUUGUGAGCAUUGGGGAUAUGGAGAUCUUGAAUGUUGGAAAGAGACAGACAAAGAGGCUUUCUAUGGAGAUCCGUGAUACAGAUGUGGCUCAACAUGCAAAUGAUGCUGUGAUCGUUGCUGUUUUGCGGUUUGGAAAGUUAAAGCUUUAUCAAGGUGUUUGGAGUGUUGGCAAUUGCUACAACUGUUCAAUGGUCAUUACUGAUCCAGUCUUCCCAGAGAGUUUGGCUUUUAAAGAGAGAUUGCCAAAAGAUAGUUUAACCCUGACCCAUACCCAUCCAAAUCAGUUGACUAUUGUCAAUUCUGUAUCAGUAAGGGACGAUUUCUUCUUGCAUAGUCCUCGAAGGACUAUUAGCGAGAUUAUUGCUGCUUCUGAGGUUGUCAAAUGUGUUACCAUGGCCACAAUUAUGUCUAUUGACACUGAGUUUGGUUGGUAUUACAUGUCAUGCGGAGCCUGUGCUAAAAAGAUUCAGGAUCCUAAUGUCUUGCCCUUGGCUUUGAGCAAUAUUUGUGGUAAAACGUUUCUCUUCAAGAUUGCAAUUGCAAGUUCAAAUAUUGUUUUCAAUAGUGACACAUACAAGAGCACUCCAAGUAUCAAGAUAGAGGAAAAAGCUCACAAUACUCUUGAUGGAAAGGUUCCUCUAAUGAUUAUGGAUGAUGAUGAUUCUGAAAUUACACCUACUUCUAAGCGCAAGACCAAUGAAAAGAUGGAAGUGAUUAAGGAUACUGAUGAGUAUUCGGCUGCAAAGAAGAAGUGUAAGGAUGAGAAAACUGUUGAGACUAAUCGAAGUAUUCUGACUCUUAAGACCGUGAAGACAGAGAAGCCAUGA